Messenger RNA from Yamadazyma tenuis ATCC 10573, 489 nucleotides. RefSeq lists its product as uncharacterized. NCBI's taxonomy places the organism in Eukaryota, Fungi, Ascomycota, Pichiomycetes, Serinales, Debaryomycetaceae. The record is from RefSeq and is a predicted model, not a curated record. Gene Ontology annotation, cellular component: cytoplasm.
AUGGAUGAGAUAACAGUGGGGAGAAGAAGUUAUUAUGAGAUACUAGGGGUUUCUGUAGAUAGCAGCGACGCACAAAUUAAGACUGCCUACAAACAGAAGCUACUAUCCAAUCACCCCGAUAAAGCCGCUCACCACAGCAAUAUAUCUACCGACACCGAAAUCAACCUCAUUCAAGAGGCCUAUAGGGUUCUUGUCAACCAAGAUACCCGAGAUGAGUAUCGUGAAAAGCUCGAUUCGUUCACGCAAACUCAAGGUGUAAAUCUCAAUGGAGAUGGCCUUGACAUCUACAGUCUAGGGGAUUUUGACAUAUAUGAAGAUGUUUACAUCAAAUCGUGUCCCCGGUGUACCAGCGAGCAGGCCAUGAAGAUCACUCAGGCAGAUUUGAUUAAUGGAACAGGUGAUGGGGUCGGCAACUACGAGAUUAUUGUUCAGUGCAGUGACUGUAGUUUGUGGAUACGAGUGGAAUACUCCGAGGAGUUAUCGGAAUAG